Messenger RNA from Acanthoscelides obtectus, 843 nucleotides. The record is from the annotation of a GenBank genome assembly. NCBI's taxonomy places the organism in Eukaryota, Metazoa, Arthropoda, Insecta, Coleoptera, Chrysomelidae.
AUGGCUAGAAAAUAUCUUUCAGACGAAGAAUUACAACAAUAUAUAGUGAACAUAAGUGACGAAGAGUCUUUGGAUUCAAAGGAUGAACCUGAUUAUAAUGCCUCGGCAACUGAUACCAGCGACAGUGAUAGUGAAAAUUCGACGCCAAGACAUAAUGUCACUGCUCCAGGAGCAUCUGCAAGCCCUCCGGAUAGUUCCCCAAAGCCAGCAACAUCUGGAACUUCACCAAACAGAUCACCAGCUCAAGGAAUAUCUGGAUCCCCCCAAAACAUAUCCCCUGUGUCAGCUGGAACUGCAACUGCAGUAGAUAGUUUUGAAGAUAUUUGGAGUGACCCGGCCGGAAAACAGCAGCACUUCAAUUUCAAUGCUGAAUGUGGUAUGGAUCCAACGAUCUCAGGAAUAUUGGCAUUAACUGAACCAAUCGAUUAUUUUUCGUUAUUUUUUAACCACGAAAUAAUAAAUAUCAUGGUAAAUCAAACUAACUUGUUUGCCACACAGUAUCUUGAACGUGCAAAUGAUGUCCCAAGUUCUUCACGUCUGCAUGACUGGAUGCCAACUGAUGCAAACGAAAUGAAACAGUUUGUGGGUUUGCUUGGAUGGAUGAGCGUGGUGAAAGUCCCCGAACUUCCCGAUUAUUGGUCUCAAAAUCCAUUGUUUUCAUUUCCAUUAUCAAAAAACACCAUGCCACGCAAUCGUUUUGAGCUUUUACUGAGAUUUUGGCAUUUUGCUAAUAACGACGAAGCAACACCAGGAGAUCGCACGCAUAAAAUAAAUGCAAUUUUUAAUGAGUUUAUAAAAAAUUUCAAAAAUGCUUACACUCCAGGUGAAACCAUAUGCAUAUAG